AUGGCGACUACAGCUGAAGCACUAGUUGUCGAGCCUCAUAUGGCCUUCGACACCAUUCUGGUCCUCGACUUUGGCUCACAGUACUCGCACCUUAUCACGAGGAGACUCCGCGAGCUCAACAUCUACUCUGAGAUGCUCCCAUGUACUCAGAAAAUUGCCGAUCUGUCAUGGAAACCAAAGGCUGUUAUUCUGUCGGGGAGUCCAUACUCUGUCUAUGCGCCAGACGCACCGCACGUAGACCCAGCUGUAUUCGAUCUAGGAGUCCCCGUCCUAGGCAUCUGCUACGGCUUGCAAAUGAUAGCGUGGAACCACGGCAAAAAUGUCUCUGCGGGCGACAAGAGGGAGUACGGACAUGCCAAGCUGAAUGUGACGCGGCACGCAGGGAAGUUGGCGCACAUUGAUAAGUUAUUCGAAGGGCUUGAGGGAGAUCUUGUGGUAUGGAUGUCGCAUGGAGAUAAGCUAUCUAAUCUUCCCGAGAAUUUCGUGACCAUCGCAACAACAGCCAAUGCGCCCUUUGCCGGAAUCGCACACACCGAGAAGCCCAUUUAUGGCAUUCAGUUUCACCCGGAGCUCACGCACACACCGCGAGGGAAGGAUGUUCUUCGAAACUUUGCGGUUGGAAUAGCAAAAGCCGAGCAAAACUGGACAAUGGGCGAAUUUGUGAGCCAAGAAAUCGACCGCAUUAGAAAAUUGGUCGGGGAGAAAGGACAAGUUAUCGGAGCUGUCAGUGGCGGUGUCGAUUCAACAGUGGCUGCAAAGUUAAUGCAGGAGGCAAUUGGAAAUCGAUUCCAUGCUGUCCUCGUCGACAAUGGCGUCCUUCGUUUGAACGAGGCUGCGACCGUCAAAGAAACUCUAACGAAACAUCUUGGCAUCAACCUUACUGUGGUUGAUGCCAGCGAGCGGUUUCUCGGCAAGCUGAAGGGAAUUACAGAUGAUCCCGAGAAAAAACGAAAAGUCAUCGGCAACACAUUCAUCGAAGUCUUCCAAGAAGAGGCCAAGAACAUUGCGGCCGCUGCGAAGGGAUUUUCCAACGAGGGUGAGAUCAAAUGGCUGCUUCAAGGCACGCUGUAUCCCGAUGUGAUUGAAAGUAUUUCGUUCAAGGGACCUAGCGCAACCAUAAAGACUCACCAUAAUGUGGGCGGCCUUUUGGAAGGCAUGCACCUCAAGCUCAUUGAGCCGCUCCGCGAGCUUUUCAAGGACGAAGUCCGUGAGUUGGGGAAACAGCUUGGUAUUCCAGAGGAACUUGUCUGGCGCCAUCCAUUUCCAGGUCCUGGCAUUGCCAUUCGGAUUCUUGGAGAAGUGACCCCAGAACAAGUCCGUAUUGCCCGGGAGGCCGACCACAUAUUUAUCGAAGAGAUUAAAGCGGCCGGGCUGUACCGGAAAAUCAGCCAGGCAUUUGCGGCCCUUUUGCCUGUCAAGGCAGUUGGUGUAAUGGGAGACCAGCGUGUUCAUGACCAAGUCAUUGCGCUCCGGGCUGUGGAGACCACAGACUUCAUGACCGCGGACUGGUAUCCGUUUGACGGCGAGUUCCUGAAGACGGUCAGCAGGAGGAUCGUGAAUGAGGUCAAGGGAGUGUGCCGAGUCGUCUACGACAUUACAAGCAAACCUCCUGGAACGAUUGAAAUGGAGUAA
Molecule: messenger RNA, 1632 nt
Organism: Histoplasma mississippiense
Lineage: Eukaryota; Fungi; Ascomycota; Eurotiomycetes; Onygenales; Ajellomycetaceae
Product: GMP synthase subunit B
Exons: 5
Coding region: 1-1632 (543 amino acids)
Biological process (GO): GMP biosynthetic process
Cellular component (GO): cytosol
Molecular function (GO): GMP synthase (glutamine-hydrolyzing) activity; GMP synthase activity; ATP binding
Source: RefSeq, a predicted model, not a curated record